CGCCACAAUCAGCUGUUUGAACGUUCCAAUUUCUGAGCCAAGAUCAACUGGGGAUUCAGCAAUAACAGAAAAAUAAUAAUACGAAAACUACAGUUGGGGAGGGAGAGCGUCCGGAUGCAAGGGCACCUGCAUGCAUUUUGCAGUAUUGCAUAUCUUCUGGGAAGAUCAGAGACACAAUUGACAUUACCACCGCAACCAUCUCCUUUCCUUGCAUCUGUUUAAUUUUUUUGGUGGGGUGUCUUUUUAAAAAACAACAACAACCACCACCAUCAGUUCUAUUAUGAAUCUUAGUUGAUUUCAAUUAAAACUACCUCACAGACUUCGCCUAAAGCUGGUGCUUUAAAAAAACUUGUAGGGUUUUUUUUUGUGUGUGUGUAUGUGCUUGUGGCGUGGUUUACAAAACAGUUGGUGACAUUAAAAGGCAAGUGAAGGCCUUUGCACUGAAGCCAAGUGAAGAACCUUAUGAUUGCACUAUACAUAACUCAACUCAGAUAAGACUUCGGAGGGGAAAAAUACCCCAGCAAAAGCAACAGAAUAGCUCCUGCCUUUUGGAAGACUCAUCCAUCGAUUUUUCCCAAAAUUUACACCACAGCAGCAUCUUCUGGCUACACGCACUGAAGCAAACAUUUAGAGCCGUGCUUCCAUUUUUCUUUCAAAGUCCACCUUAGAAAUCCUUUUCCUGCCAUGUUCCAGCGUUUCACCAGCCUCUUCUUCAGUGAUAGCAGCACAGUUGAAGACCUUGAGGAUCCUAAGCCUUUUGUUUCUAAAGAGGAAGAAGAAGAUGGAUGGCUUAUUAUUGACCUGCCAGAUAGUUUGGCUUCAAGUCUUGGCACUGAGCAGCGGGUAGGUGAGAAGGAUUCUGUUUGCGCUUCCCGUUGCCGCCAUGGGUCCCUUCCACCUACCACGUCUUCACCCCACUCCCUCAGUGACUGUGUCAGCAGGUCCAUGCCCUCUCAGCCUGACCCCUGCUUGAUGGAUGAGAGUUGGUUUGUUACCCCUCCCCCCUGUUUUACUGCAGAAGGUCCUGAUCCUGUCAGUAUGGAGAGCAGCCCCAUGGAGGACCUCUUGAUUGAGCAUCCCAGCAUGUCUGUAUAUGUCACCAGCAGCAACAGUAUCAUUGUGGAAAGGGAGGAUCCUGAGGAGAAUGUUCAGGAGAGUGAAAUACCUGAAAACCGUUUACAGCGCCAUCCCCCGCACCACUCCACUUCUCUUGCCACCAAGGCUGCCAUCUUGGAGAAGGUCAAUCAAGUGCGUCGGAUUCAGAGGGUAAAGCAGUUGGCAGAGAAGCACAAAUUGAGUCAGAAAGUCAUGAAGAGGCAGAACCGUGCCAGAGAGUGCCGCCCACAACGGGCCAAACCCCAAGGCCACUUUGUCUACCAACCAUGCCAGCGCCAGUACAACUAUUAAGCUACUUCAGGAAGUCUACACUGUGGGGCAUUAUCCUUUUAACUUUUAGCUUCACUAGUUCUUCACAAUGCUUUUUCCAUCCAAGAGGGUUGUCUUCACUCAUUUUCUGAAAUUAACCGUCCCUCCCUGUGAGAACUUCCUACAUUCUCAUGAACUGGCAACAUUAAAUGGUAGUUCUUUUGUGGGCUUUUCUUGAGCUUUAUUCCCCCACCCUGUUUUUAGUAACAAAUACAUUUUCUGAUCAACGACUUCCUUUUUGCAUUUAAUGUCCCAUCUCCUACUCUACAUCCAAUUUCCAGAUUUUGAUUUGGAUCUCAUAGUGAAUGAAACACAACAUGCCUUGCUAACAUUAAGAAACAAGACAGCAAGUCAGCUUUGAAACUCCAAUAUAUGGUUUUUUUUUAAGUGUUGGAGAAACAUAUAUGUAUCUUGGUUAUUAAGAGAGACCAUGUUUCUUUGUGUGAGUGUGUUUCUUGGUCCUUAGGUAGCAUGAAUUCACACACUGGCUAUUGUAGCAGUUGCCAGUGUUAGACUAAUUUGGUGCUUCCAGUGAAUAUAUCACCUUUAUUUUAAUUUAAAUAAGUUACAGGAGGAACAAGGUGCCCUGUCAUUUCCUUUCAUCCCUUGUUGUUGCACUAGAGAGCCUGUGACAUCAGUGCCUUUCUUUUUGACAUCACACUCAUGACAAAAAAACCCCCAACAGAUUGUGAUGUCACAAAUGGAGAUACCAGGUUCCUGUGCAGAAUGGAACACAAAAAAACAAGAAAGAAGCCUAACAUAUCCCAAGUUAAAGAUUAAUGGCAUGUAUUUUAACAUACUUCCUUCCCUGAAAAAUAAAUAAUUUGUAUA
Molecule: messenger RNA, 2256 nt
Organism: Python bivittatus (Burmese python)
Lineage: Eukaryota; Metazoa; Chordata; Lepidosauria; Squamata; Pythonidae
Gene: TP53INP2
Product: tumor protein p53 inducible nuclear protein 2
Biological process (GO): autophagosome assembly; positive regulation of DNA-templated transcription
Cellular component (GO): nucleus; autophagosome
Source: RefSeq, a predicted model, not a curated record